Messenger RNA from Plenodomus lingam JN3, 6213 nucleotides. RefSeq lists its product as uncharacterized. Lineage: Eukaryota; Fungi; Ascomycota; Dothideomycetes; Pleosporales; Leptosphaeriaceae. The record is from RefSeq and is a predicted model, not a curated record.
AUGCGUACGAACUAUCAUCCGCGGCGCACCAUCACCGCUCGUAAUGCUAAGCUUUGUGUGACUCAGAACGAGACUACAUUCCUCAUCUUCACUUUCAUCACACUUGGAGUCCCAGAUAAAUCGUUAGCAAACUUCAACACACAUCCGUAUGCUCAAACAUCCACCAGUGCUGGAGCAGUUUCUUUGCCUCGACUCACAAACUCUGCACCUGUCACAAACAAGGUUCCCUAUAACGCCAGCUUACCAGUUCAAGGCUUUGUGCAGUUUGAGAGAACCUGGCACCAUACAACGAUUCUGCGCAUGGUCGGCCGUGGUGGUAAACCCCACCGUGGAGGUCGAGGCCGCGGCGGUGUUGAUCCUGGUUUACUGAGAAAUAGCAAGCGUGGCAUCUGCUACCUAUUCCAGAGAACAGGUCGCUGUGAACGUGGCCCAGCUUGUCAUUAUUCCCAUAGCGCAACCGGCAGCUCUGAACCACGUCAAGCAAUGCGAUCGCAGGAGACUACGGAGCAGCAACAAUCCAGACAGUCUUACAAUGCGUGGAAACGGCUUCUUAAUGAAGCAUCUUCUGAUCCUCACAUCAUGCGGAGGUUGUGGAAAGGCGCACUAUCCAUCCUAGAUGAGGGCGCUCAUGAUUGGAUUCAGCAACUCGCCCGCGAUUUAGAUGAAGACGAAAGAGGCCGGGUCCAUAUGAAGUCACUGCUCACUACGCAGAUAGGCCACGGCCUUUCCGAUGGCCCGUUAUCUAACGCCCGCCACUUUCUCCUCACUUUGACGCACCCCACUUUGUUACGCUGUCUAGCUGUCGAUACACAAGUUGGCUCUCUCUACAACUUCUUUGGCGGUGUCAACGGCAGAAUGGCAAUUACCUUUCUUGGGCAGAUUUCCAAAGCUUUGGUUGCGACUCCAAACGAUACGGUUGACUCAAGCUCGCUGAAGAGCAUUGAGAUAACGCUAGGAGCUAUGGCGUUGGCGGUGUUCGAGCUCCUGAAGCGGGAGCGAAGAGUUCGUUUUAAUGAAACCAUCUCAUCGUUGAUCGAUUCAAUCCAAGCUGCGAAUGACAGCUUCAGACAUAGGAUGGAACCCACUUGUGCGACACGCAUCGAUAAACGGCUUGUCGACGUACGUGCUAUCAUCUCACGUGCUCAAGAUUUGCUCCCAGGUAAUCUCUCAGACAAUGGUGGCGAUGCCAUCGACGACAACUCCAGAUCAUUCUACCCGCGCGAAUUUGUUGUUCCGUCUGAUCGACAUGACAAUGACAAGAAGGAUAUCACGGAAAUCGCUAUAUUUCCUACGCGCGACGAGAUAAUGAGUGACGCCAAAGACUUUCUACCAUUUACAGACCCUGACCAAGGUCAUUUCCUCAAUGAUCCAGUGCAGCGGCAUAUUGACACUUACUUUCGACUGGCGCGCCACGAUACAUUUGGGGAGCUCAAAGAAGCCCUUGCUGGCGUAAUGCACACGGUGGCCCAGAAUCCGAACGCAAUCAACAAUCCUAGGCACAACUUUGGCGAUAUGCGCACAUAUCAAUAUUCCAGCGCAUUCGUUCGUUAUAUUAGUAUGGAUGGUAGAAAAGGUCUACAAGCUCAGAUCUCCUUCUUGCAGCCAAGCUCUGUCCGUGCAAGGUCAGUCGGAGAGAGGGAGAGGUGGUGGAAGGAAUCUAGAAGGCUCGAGAAAGGUUCGUUACUCUCCCUCAUCUGGGUCCAAGAAUCUGUUGUGCAACAUAUUUUCCUCAGUGUGUCCGGAAAGACCGUCGACUCGAAGGCAGAGUACGGUUUGACAAACAACAGCCAUGUGGCCUGCAUCACAGCCAGUCUGGUAACAGAUGAUCUUCCGACAUUCCGCACACUCAUGGAAGCCAAUGCAAAACAAUUCCACGGCAUGCUUCUUGAGUUUUCAAAGGUCAUACCUGCAACAUUUGUACCGAUUCUGGAAAAUCUGCAGGCCAUGCAGCGCCUCAAUCGCUUGCCAUUCAAAGAAUGGAUCAUACCCAGAAAGUUGGAUGAUUCGUCACGCUCAAGUACUAUUUCUGACGUCCCACCACCUUUGUAUGCUCGAACUGCUGGCUUCAAGUUCCCUCUGGAAGCUCUGACGAAGACCAAGGAUGCGCCAUUCUACCUAGAUGGAUCCUCCUCCUGCGAUGACGGACCAUUACUGGACGAAUUGGAAAAGAAGACGGAGCUCGAUCGUGGCCAAUGCCGCGCACUGGUUGCAGCUCUGCUACGGGAAUUUGCGUUCAUUCAAGGCCCGCCCGGUACUGGAAAGAGCUACCUUGGGCUGCAAAUAAUGAAAAUACUGCUGGCUAUCGCGAAAAAGGCCGACCUCGGACCCAUUCUCAUUGUGUGCUACACGAACCAUGCAUUGGACCAAUUUCUCGAACAUCUUCUCACUAUCGGUGUCCAGAAAGUCAUUCGUAUGGGUGGGCAAAGCAAGUCUCCGAAACUUCAGGAUCAUAAUCUUCACAGUAUUGGCAAAUCGGAAGCGAAGACCAAGUCUGAGAGAUAUAUGGCAGGGAUGACCUACGGAGCACUCGAGAAGAGCGAGAUGGCUAGCAAGUCUAUCUUCGGCGCUCUGCGUGGCCUACAAAAGCGCACAGACUGGGACAGCCUAAAGUUCCAUAUCCGAGAGCAGUACCCGGAAAUUUAUACGCAAUUCCGCGAUACGGAUGAUGAAGGGUUCGAAACAAAAGGUCGUCAUCCCUUCGACGUCUGGAAAUCAAGAGGAUCCAGCAGUACUCAAGCUCCAGUCCCUCGGCUACCAGCGAUCCUGCAAAGAGCUGCUGUCAACGUUCAUUCCCUCAACGCCACAGAACGAAUGGCAUUACUUGCUCACUGGAUCAAUCAGGCUCAACAAGAUAAAAUUGGCGAACUCUUUGAGAUUGUCAGCGACGUAGCCAAAAACCGAAGUAAGUUGGGCGAUAUUCACGAUGAAUCCGAUCGCAGGAUUUUGCUGCAGGCAGACGUCAUUGGUGUGACCACUUCUGGUCUAGCUAAACGCAUUUCUGUGCUCCAGGAAGUUAAAUGUAAAGUGGUGAUUUGCGAAGAAGCAGGAGAAGUGAUGGAACCACAUAUGCUGUCGGCAUUGCUGCCAGAUGUGGAGCAUUGUAUCCAAAUUGGGGAUCAUGAACAGCUCCGUCCCUCAGUCAACAACUUCCAAGAUUUAUCCUCGGAGAGUGAGCGCGGAAAGCUGCAUGCAUUGGACCGAAGCCAAUUCGAGCGUCUUUCGAUCGGACAACGCGGACGACCCAUCAUGCCAGUCGCACAACUCAAUGUUCAGCGAAGAAUGCGUCCUCAGAUCUCUUCGUUGAUACGAGAGACAAUCUAUGAGAAGCUGAUUGAUCAUAAGUCAAUCUCAGACUUACCAAAUGUGGUGGGCCUGCGUAAGAAUUUAUUUUGGCUCGAUCAUCGGAACUUCGAGAAUGGAAAAGAUGUGGCCAUUCAGCAUACCAAAUCCAAGUCCAAUGACUGGGAGGUAGAUAUGGUACAUGCUCUAGUUCGUCACGUCGUGCGGCAAGGGGUCUACGGCAGUGACGACAUUGCCGUGUUGACGCCCUAUACUGGCCAGCUCCAGAAGCUUCGCUCAACGAUGAGAAACAGUUUUGAAAUUGUUUUGAGUGAUCGCGAUCAAGAUGCUCUUGAAGAGGAUGGUUUUGGCGUUGAAGAUCUGGCUGACAUGAACAAGGGGUCACCUGCCCAAGAAGACCAUCGUCAGAAGCCGCUACAGAAAAAGAACUUUACUGAGUUACUGCGAGUCGCCACGGUCGACAAUUUCCAGGGAGAGGAGGCAAAGGUCAUCAUUGUCUCUCUUGUUCGCAGCAACGAGAAACGCAACGUCGGCUUCCUGAAGACCACAAAUCGCAUCAACGUACUGCUCAGUCGUGCUCAGCAUGGAAUGUAUCUCAUCGGCAAUGCGGAGACUUACUCGAAUGUUGACAUGUGGCAGAAAGUCAUCAAUAUGUUACGCGCCAAUGAAUCCAUAGGUAGUGACCUGGGUUUGUGUUGCCCUCGACACCCCGCUACGUCCAUCGAUGUUCAACAGCCUGAGGACUUUCCAAAGUUGAGCCCAGAAGGUGGUUGCAGGGAGGCAUGCACUGAUCGGCUCGAGUGCGGUCAUCGAUGUCAGUCACGCUGCCAUUCAGAAUCAAUGCAUGCAGUUUUCCACUGCGAGCAGCCAUGCCAACGUCGACGGCCUUGCGGUCACCCUUGCCAGAAAGCAACAUGCGGUGAACCCUGUGGGAAUUGUAAGGUCAAGCUCGAUAACAUCAAGCUUCCUUGUGGUCACAUCAAGGAUCAGGUGGAAUGCUAUCGUACCCUGGACUUGUCCCAGAUAUUCUGCGGUGUGAAAGUCUCAAAACAAGUGCCUAAUUGCGGACAUACGCCUGUUGUAUCCUGCUCAGAAGAUGUCACUAAGAAGAACUUCAAAUGUCCCACUUCCUGCAACACUUCGCUGCCUUGUGGUCACACCUGUGCCGGGAAUUGCAGUCGCUGCAAAGCCACAGGUACACAGAGCGAGGUGAUUGUGAAGCACAUUGCCUGUGCAAAGAUCUGCGGCAGAAAAAUGGGAACAUGCAAUCAUAACUGUCAGCAGCAGUGCCACGAUACCACUAAUUGCGGGCUCUGCCAACAAUCUUGCGACGUACAAUGCAAACACAACAAAUGUCCCCAGAAGUGCUUUGAACCAUGUGCGCCUUGCAUAGAGCCAUGUGUUUGGUCAUGCGAGCAUCAGGGCGAAUGCAAGAUGCCCUGCUCCGCUCCGUGCGAUCGAUUACCUUGCGACGAGCGGUGCACCAAAAUACUACCUUGUGGCCAUCAGUGUCCCAGCAUUUGCGGGGAAACCUGCCCAGUUGAUUGCUGUCAGCAGUGCGAUAUGAAGACUGAUGAACAGCCGGAUAUGAUCAUGAUGACACGGUACGCUGAUUUGGACCUGAAUGAAUCGCCUGUUGUCGUCCUUGGCUGCGGCCACUUCUUUACUACCGAAACUUUAGACGGACAUGUUGGUCUCAAGGAUGUAUACAUGCAGGACCCGAUAACAGGAACUUUCCACGCGCUCAAGGAGUCUUCCGAGCUCGCUCCAUCAGUUCCGCAGUGUCCUAACUGUCGCAGCCCGAUAAAACAAUAUGUUACUCAACGCUACAAUCGUGCCAUCAAUCAAGCUGUAAUCGAUGAGAUGUCUAAACGUUUUAUUGUCAACGGGCAACAGCAACUGCAGCAGAUAGAGACCCAGCUAAGUAAAGUAGAGAGCGACCUCAACAAAUCGCGCAAAUCCCUCAUCCCAGAUCCCAAAGUAGCAUUUGAGAAUCAUAUCCUGAUCAAUCGGGUUAUCGGCAGUAUGAACGGCGCGAUUGCGAGUAGAUACAAAGAAACUAUCUCCCUGAUCAACGAAAUCAUGGCUUUACAACGCAGGAUGGCUACCCAGCACGAACCUGGGCAAAAACUCCACCAAGCAAUCGUCCACCAUCAAUUCCAAGGCGCUUCACUCGAUGCCGCAAUGCAGAAUUUGUCACUCAGCUCUUCGGCAGGAAUUACAAAGGGCUCAAGUGAUAUGCGCGUCACCUACGGUGCCCGUCUCCUGGAUAUCAAAGCCCACGGCCUACUACUCGAAGACAAGUUCGAAAUUGCCAGUAAUCUCCGCUCCAAGUUUCCAGGUCAUCAAGCAUCCCUCAGCUUCUGGGGAGGAUCACCCACGAAGAAGACUGCUCCAUAUCUCAAAGACUGCGAGAGUUCCGUCGCGGAUUGUAUUACGGAGAGUCUUCCCAAGCUCGCUGUCGAGGCAACAUUGUACUAUGCUCGAAUUGCCCAGCUCUUUGGUAGUUCGGGUUUGGCCAAUGACACUGAACGUGCGUGCGCCAAAGCGUACCGCGAUACCGCCAAGCAUCUCCUGCAAAACGCUGAGCAGCUCUGCGAACAUAAAUUUCGCGAUCGGGAUACUUUGCGCCAGGCUAUCGGACAUGCCAAUAAUAUGCUGAGCAAGGAAUUUUACGAGACCGUGUCACAGGCGGAAAUGGACAUGAUCAAGACGGCCAUGGUGAGCGGUCGGGGAGGGCUGGCUACACAUUCUGGACACUGGUAUAAAUGUGUUAAUGGGCAUCCGUUUGCAGUUGGCGAGUGCGGUAUGCCUAUGCAGCUUGCUCGUUGUCCUGAAUGCGGGAAUCCGGUUGGUGGCCAGGAUCAUACUCCUACUGCUGGUGUUACGCGUGCGGAGGAUAUGGAGCGUUGA